UCAAGGAGGGUGGAUGCUGGGUAGGUGCUCGUCUUGGUUUCAAGUGAUUCCGAACGCGUACGUGUUAGUAAUCCUUAUGGUAGGUGAAGGCCGUCCAUGCAAUUACCCCGGCGAGAUCCAAGGGUUGAAGGGCUGGCCGCGUCGCUGGAGUCAAUCGACUACUAGUAAUACAUAUAUUUAGAAGCUAAUAGAAGCAGUAAAAUGACUGAUAGAAAUCGGAACCUUCUACACGAUAGCAUCAUUAAUUACCAUGCACAACACCAACCGAUUAAGUCAACUAAUCAGCAACAACCUGCAUGUACUCUAGUAAAUAAUAACGUCGCCGAUGGUGAUGGAUUGGCAGUUCUCUCACCAAUAAUAAGAAAGGAAGGCUUAUAUGCUAAAAAAGAAAAUAGUAAUUACCAGAGAUUCGUGAAUUAUACGAAGGAUGCAUCAGCGAAGAAAUUGCAAAAAGAAUCGAAGGAGAUUUUGGUAAAUCAUUCACCAAAUGAACAGAAUAUUGGAGGAAAGUAUCAACUUAAAAGAGGAUUAGCUCCUUUACUUAGUUGGAAAAAUGGAAGUCCUACCUUAUUUUCUAGUUCACCAGAAAAUGUUACAUCAAGUAAUAAGUUAAUGAUAAAAGAAAAUGAGUUAAUAUUAGCAUCUGUCGCAGCAUCAAAAACACUUUCUAAAUCCUCAGACACUGAUAUAAAUAAUGAAAACAUAGAGAAUCUAAGUAGCAUCAUCGAUGAGCGACGAGAAAUUGUAAAGCGCGAAAGAAUGACGAGAAAUCUUGAGUCUUUUUCACAGAGCUCAGAUUUAUUACCAGUAUUGCAUCCAAACCUCCAUGAUAAGCAUCUAAAGCAAACAAAUUAUAAAUUAACGGCUACAAUAUAUUCCGAUAGUACUUUUAUAACUCCUACAGAAAUCUCCCAAACUACAUUAAAUUUCCAUUCAAGUAUUAUGUCAUCCAACAAAAAUAAUAAAGACUCUAAUUAUCAAAACAAUAAAUUGUCAAAUGACAGAAAUAAUACUACAGACAACCGAGAUCCAAGCAUUGAAAUAACUCAAGGAAUUCUUGUAAAAAAACAAUAUUUAGAACAUAACUCAAAUACUAUACCUAAUUCUAUAAGUCGUGAGAAAAAUCAAUUUGAAGACAUGGAUAAGGACUCAAUAGAUGGAUCAGAGACCAUGCUAGAAAUCUACGAUGAUGAUGAUUCUGAGCAUUCCAAUAAUAAUUUGAAAAAGAAGCCAAAAAUUCCGGAUGGUGGUUGGGGUUGGGUUGUAGUUGUUUCAUCUUUAGUCAUAUCAAUGAUAGCCGAUGGUGUAUCAUUUAGCUUCGGCCUUCUUUAUAUUGAAUUUCUUUAUGAAUUCGAGGCUUCCAAAUCUACUACAGCUUGGAUAGGUUCACUCUUCAUGGCCGUGCCUUUACUUUCAGGACCUAUAAUGUCAGCAUUGGUAGAUCGCUAUGGCUGUCGUAAAAUGACUAUAGCAGGUGGCAUAAUUUCAGGAACGGGUUUUGUAUUGAGUAGUUAUGCGCACAGCAUCGGGGUAAUGUAUUUGACGUUCGGCGUGCUGGCAGGAUUGGGUUUGGGUUUGUGUUACGUCACUGCGGUUGUGAGCAUCGCGUUUUGGUUCGAUAAGAAGCGUACCCUUGCGGUAGGUUUGGGUGCUUGUGGAACUGGAAUAGGUACAUUUGUUUAUGCACCUAUGACAACAUAUUUCAUCGAGGAGUAUGGAUGGCGAGGCUGUGUUCUUCUGUUGUCAGGUACCUUCUUCAAUAUGAUCGUUUGCGGUACCGUAAUGAGAGAUCCUGAAUGGUGGAUACAGGAGCAGAAGAAACAGCAGGGACUGCUGUCUCCGAAAAACUUUCAGGGUGGCGUCAGUGGUAGAUCGCAGGACGGAGGCAGAUCUCAAAAUAGUCCUGUAGAUGAAGACUUUCCCGGAGUGGAAGAGUUAAGAAAGCUAAUGAAAAGCGGCAAAGCGCCAGAGUAUCUUUUACAGAAUCUUAGAACAAUCACGGAAACGCGAUAUAGUCCUGGUGGUAACCCAGCUUUCAGAAGUGUCGUUAAUUUACCAACAUUCGUCAGACAGAGUGAAAAGGUACCGCUGGAAGUUCUGGAGUCAUUGUCAUCAAAUUCACGACUGUACAACGUCAUUCUCGAAAACUAUCCGAGUCUAUUGCUAUGUAGGAGUGCAUCGGAUAAGAAACUAGAUGAAUCAAAUGGGGAUGUUAACAAAAGUGGUGUCACCAUGUCAAUGAGGUUACAGGACUGGCUCAAACAAGCAAAGGAAAAAGGAAAGAAAAGUCAGUCUCGGCCCGGCUCAAUUCAUGCUUCAACCAAGAUUCUCGCGGCAAGAAGAAUGUCGAGAAAAGAUCUAGAGGAAGCAAACCCCUUAUUGGCUAAAGAAAUUGCUAAGGCUAUUGCCGAUGCUGAGAGGGCAAAGUCCGUAUCCAGAUACCACCUUCCAGGAUGCGCUACCGGUGUCGUGCGCACAGACUCUUUACCAUGGCUGCGCCGUCAAUUUAGCACAAACACACAUUAUUUUAAGGAUAUACGAGUGCAUCGCAAUUCUGUCAUGUACAGGGGUGCGGUAUUGAAUUUGCAUAAGUACAGACUGAGGGCAAGCAGUUGCCCCAACAUUUAUAGAAAUAGCAUGACUACGCUUGCCAAAGAGAAUGAGGAGAAAUGGUACAGCGAACUAGUUGAUUUGCUGAAAGGUAUGAUGGACUUCUCAAUGUUCUCAGAACUUCACUUCUUGCUGUUAUCCUUAUCGACAAUUCUCCUGUUUACUUGGUUUAUCGUGCCUUAUUUUUAUCUUGCCGAGCAUUUAACUAGACAGGGGUAUCCUGAAUCUAAGGCAGCGAAUCUCUUAAGCUAUAUCGGCAUUACGAAUACAAUAGGAAUGAUUGGACUUGGCUGGGCAGGAGAUCAACCAUGGAUGAAUGUUACCAAAACAUAUACUUGUUGCUUAAUUGCUUGCGGUAUCUCAACUAUUCUAAUGCCCAUUUUUACACACCAUCAUUACGCGUUAGUCGUAACUUCUUGCUGUUUUGGCCUUUUCUUUGCCAGCAACUUCAGUUUUACACCCGUCAUCCUCGUAGAAAUCAUCCCCCUUGAACGCUUCACAACUGCUUACGGGCUUAGUCUGCUAUGUCAAGGUAUCGGUAAUCUUCUGGGUCCACCAUUAGCUGGUUGGAUCUUUGAUGUAACCGGCAGAUGGGAUCUGUCAUUUAUAAUGGCAGGUGGCUGGAUUAUUGUUUCGGGUUUACUUAUGGGUAUAAUACCCUAUACUAAGAAUAGAAAAAUCUGGGGCAGCGGACCCGUGGAGAUUGAGCGCGAAAGGGAAUGCGCUUGAUAUGAUUGAUAUGAUUUAUUGAUAUGAAUGCACCUUGAAUAGAUCCUUAAUU
Molecule: messenger RNA, 3391 nt
Organism: Ceratosolen solmsi marchali
Lineage: Eukaryota; Metazoa; Arthropoda; Insecta; Hymenoptera; Agaonidae
Exons: 6
Coding region: 202-3339 (1045 amino acids)
Biological process (GO): monocarboxylic acid transport; transmembrane transport
Molecular function (GO): monocarboxylic acid transmembrane transporter activity
Source: RefSeq, a predicted model, not a curated record